Carassius gibelio (silver crucian carp) is the source of this 667-nucleotide messenger RNA. Its product is annotated as apolipoprotein C-I. Gene Ontology annotation, biological process: negative regulation of lipoprotein lipase activity; lipoprotein metabolic process; triglyceride metabolic process. The record is from RefSeq and is a predicted model, not a curated record. Gene Ontology annotation, molecular function: phospholipase inhibitor activity; fatty acid binding. NCBI's taxonomy places the organism in Eukaryota, Metazoa, Chordata, Actinopteri, Cypriniformes, Cyprinidae. The transcript has 4 exons. The coding region runs from base 44 to 406 and encodes 120 amino acids. Gene Ontology annotation, cellular component: high-density lipoprotein particle; extracellular region; very-low-density lipoprotein particle.
GAGUGAUCGCAAGAGGUCUCGGUAGGUCAGAGGUGGUUUUAUCAUGAUAAUACGUCAGCUCAGUACCGCUAUAAAGGGCCAAGCCAUCUGUGGGACAUUACAAUCUCAACCCAAUUCUCUCGAGGACUGCAGGAAAGGAAAAAUUACAAAGAUGAAACUGUACCUGGCUGCAGCCGUGCUGAUGCUUGUGCUUGCUGUGCACACAGAGGCCCAGGAUGAGCCCACACUGGAACAGCAAUUUGCCAAAUUCCAGACCAAGGUGAUGGAGCUUACAGAAGACCUGACGCAGAAGACCAAGACCACCUUCGAAGAGCUUGAAAAGAACGAGCUUGUCAUUAAAACCAGGAACUGGCUUACUGAGCAGUUUGAGGCGAUGAAGGAUAAGAUAGCCGCAUCCAUUAUUUAAAGUGAAAAGCAAUGAUCUUAUACCCAUCGUCCCUUCAAUCAUGUCAUUACUGUGGGAUAUGUGAUACCACCCAGACCCUGUUGUGCCAACUGGUGCAUUUGUUACAGUUCAGUACAUCUUCAAAAUCUGUGAUGAUCUCCAUGUCAUUUGUGUAAAAUAGUUUAUAAUUUUGCGGGAUGCUGUUAAAUAUUGUCGGGAAAAGUGUAAAAUCUAAAUAUACAUUCAGAUUUUUUUCGAAAGAAUAAAUGAUGGAACACAGAA